UCUGCCCCAUGUCUUGGAUCUGGAUUUUGAAGAAAUGGCACUCCAAGCAGAGGGAAAGCACAUGCAUAAAGCCCGAGACAGGGAAUGCUUCUUCAGAGGACAGUGGGAACUCGCGCUUAGCAGUUGGGGGUGUUUGCCCAUUAAGGUUCGAGCAAUGAGUCCGGAGACGGACCCAGCCUGAGCUUCCUGAAUGCCCAUUUCGUAGGUGAAGCAGCUGAAGCUCUGCCAGAGUAGGACCGAGAAUCCAGAGCCUCUGUGCACGCAGUCUCCCAGCCAAAAAGAACGCCAUGGGGAGAUGCGGGGGCCGGGCCAGGGACAGAGCAAGAAGGGGAUGGUGGGGCGGCCCGCGGAGGCCACUGCGAGCCCGGAACCCUCCGUCCGGGAUCCCGGGCGCGGCGGACGAUCGAAACCGAGCCAUGCGCACAGGGCAUGCUGGGAGCCGCGCCGGGGAAGUGCGGGCCGGGAGGGGUUGUGGCCAGGGCGCCGCGCUCGCUGGAGGGGGAACCGCACGCCCGACCUCCGCGGGAAGCUCUUCCCGGAAGUCUAUGCGCUCGCCGCACAAUCCGGCCUGCCAAGCCACUGGGUCGGUGAGGCUCUCCCGGAAAAGCGGGCGGCCGGCAGUGCGGCGACGUCGGCCCAAGGCUCGCCGGGAAAUGUAGUCUCUCGAAGCAGCCCGGGGCGGUGGCCUCACGUCCAGCGGACCCGGUGGCCCAUCGGGCGUGGACCCGGCAUGGCUGGGCCCGGUGGCUCGGGGGCCCCGAUCGGGGCCGGGGCCCUGGCCGGUGGAGCUCGGUCCAAAGUGGCCCCGAGUGUGGACUUUGACCACAGCUGCUCGGACAGUGUCGAGUACCUGACGCUCAACUUCGGGCCCUUUGAGACAGUGCAUCGUUGGCGGCGCCUCCCGCCCUGCGACGAGUUCGUGGGGGCCCGGCGCAGCAAACACACAGUGGUGGCCUAUAAAGAUGCCAUCUAUGUAUUUGGUGGAGACAACGGGAAGACAAUGCUCAAUGACCUUCUUCGCUUCGACGUGAAGGACUGCUCCUGGUGCAGGGCCUUCACCACCGGGACACCCCCUGCCCCCCGCUACCACCACUCGGCCGUGGUCUACGGCAGCAGCAUGUUCGUCUUUGGGGGCUACACUGGGGACAUUUAUUCCAAUUCUAACCUGAAGAAUAAAAAUGACCUCUUUGAAUACAAGUUUGCAACAGGCCAGUGGACGGAGUGGAAGAUUGAAGGACGGCUGCCAGUUGCUAGGUCUGCCCAUGGUGCCACAGUGUACAGUGACAAGCUGUGGAUCUUUGCCGGCUAUGACGGCAACGCCAGGUUGAAUGAUAUGUGGACCAUCGGCCUCCAAGACCGGGAGCUCACGUGCUGGGAGGAGGUGGCCCAGAGCGGCGAGAUCCCACCCUCCUGCUGCAACUUCCCUGCAGCUGUGUGCCGCGACAGGAUGUUUGUCUUCUCGGGGCAGAGUGGGGCCAAGAUAACCAACAACCUCUUCCAGUUUGAGUUCAAGGACAAGACGUGGACCCGCAUCCCCACCGAGCACCUGCUCCGGGGCUCCCCGCCACCGCCGCAGCGGCGCUAUGGGCACACCAUGGUGGCCUUUGACCGCCACCUCUACGUGUUCGGGGGCGCAGCUGACAACACGCUCCCCAAUGAGCUGCACUGCUAUGACGUGGAUUUCCAGACCUGGGAGGUCAUCCAGCCCAGCUCAGACAGUGAGGUCGGUGGGGCUGAGACGCCAGAGCGAGCAUCUGCAUCUGAGGAGGCACCUGCCCUGGGCUCUGAGGAGCGGGGUGCCUGCAAGAAGUCCCGGGAUGUGUUUGGCCUGGACUUUGGCAGCACCACCGCCAGGCAGCCAACCCUGCCAGCCUCAGAGCUGCCCAGCGGAAGGCUCUUCCAUGCAGCUGCUGUGAUCUCGGACGCCAUGUACAUCUUUGGGGGCACCGUGGACAACAACAUCCGCAGUGGGGAGAUGUACCGGUUCCAGUUCUCCUGUUACCCCAAGUGCACGCUGCACGAGGACUACGGGCGGCUGUGGGAGAGCCGCCAGUUCUGCGACGUGGAGUUUGUGCUGGGCGAGAAGGAAGAAUGCGUGCAGGGCCACGUGGCCAUUGUCACAGCGCGUAGCCGCUGGCUCCGCAGGAAAAUUGUGCAGGCACGGGAGUGGCUGACCCAGAAGCUGGAGGAGGAGGCGGCACUGGUGCCCAGGGAGAGCCCCGCUGGGGCUGCCGGUGGGGCCCGGCCACCGCUGCUGCGCGUGGCCAUCCGUGAGGCCGAGGCCCAGCCUUUUGAGGUGCUCAUGCAGUUUCUCUACACCGACAAGAUCAAGUACCCGCGGAAAGGCCAUGUGGAGGAUGUGCUGCUCAUCAUGGACGUGUACAAGCUGGCACUGAGUUUCCAGCUGCGCCGCCUGGAGCAGCUGUGCCGCCAGUACAUCGAGGCCUCCGUGGACCUGCAGAACGUGCUGGUUGUGUGUGAGAGCGCCGCCCGGCUACAGCUGGGGCAGCUCAAGGAGCACUGCCUGAACUUCGUGGUGAAGGAGUCCCACUUCAACCAGGUGAUCAUGAUGAAGGAGUUUGAGCACCUCUCGUCCCCUCUGAUCGUGGAGAUCGUGCGGCGGAAACAGCAGCCGCCUCCCCGUGCCCCCUCAGACCAGCCUGUGGACAUUGGCACAUCUCUGAUCCAGGACAUGAAAGCAUACCUGGAGGGUGCGGGCGCAGAGUUCUGUGACAUCACACUCCUGCUGGACGGGCACCCACGGCCAGCCCACAAGGCCAUCCUGGCUGCCCGUUCCAGCUACUUCGAGGCCAUGUUCCGGUCCUUCAUGCCUGAGGACGGCCAGGUGAACAUCUCCAUCGGGGAGAUGGUACCCAGCAGGCAGGCCUUCGAGUCUAUGCUGCGCUACAUCUACUAUGGUGAAGUCAACAUGCCGCCUGAGGACUCGCUCUACCUGUUUGCAGCACCCUACUACUACGGCUUCUACAACAACCGGCUGCAGGCGUACUGCAAGCAGAACCUGGAAAUGAAUGUAACGGUGCAGAACGUGCUACAGAUCCUAGAGGCAGCGGACAAGACGCAGGCACUUGACAUGAAGCGGCAUUGCCUCCACAUCAUCGUGCACCAGUUCACCAAGGUCUCCAAGCUGCCCUCGCUGCGCACGUUGAGCCAGCAGCUGCUGCUAGACAUCAUCGACUCUCUGGCCUCCCACAUCUCUGACAAGCAGUGUGCAGAGCUGGGCGCUGACAUAUGAGGGCCCCACAGUGCAACCCUGCCCUGCCUCACUGUAGACUGUGCUGGCCACGCUCAGGCCUGUGGCAGAGGGGCCAGGUGCCCAGGGCCUCCAAAGGGAGUUGAGGGGACAUGGAGGGCACCAAGUGCCCCACUUCACGGCUGAGGACAGAGGUCCCACAGGAAGCAGACAGAGAAGCAGCACCUUGGCUGGCACCCUCUCUUGGUGGGGGGGGGGAGGCAGAGGUCCUGGGCUGGGCCCAGUGGGGAAGACAAACCUGCCAGGGAGCUGGCUUUGGGCCCUACUGUCGGCAGGUACUUGUGCAUCCAGCCACUGGGCCCUGUUGCCAAUACCCUUUUAAUGUGGGGGCCAUACUGCACCCCUGACCCUUGGGGUUGCUGUAAGGCCCUUCCUGCCACCCAGAACUUGUGCCUGGGCAGCACUAAUGGCAGGGAGUCUGACUGUAGAUGAAUUAUGGGCCUGAAGGGCCCCAAGGCUAGCCCCCGGCCUGCAAGGUCAGGCACUCUGGACAGGCCGCACAGAUAAGGGCUCUGGGGUCCCACCUGCCUGAGUGUGCAGCAUGGCUCUAGGCAUGCCAGGGUGAAGUCAGAGGAGGUGCCCCCAGGUCCCUGCCUGUCCCUCACUAAGUCUUUAUUGUCACAGGCUCGCUUCCAUUAAAACCACAGCAGUGCUACUGACACAUUACACCUUGCCGCGCAGUCCCCACUGGUGGGCUCUAGGCCUAGGUCCUCCUGGAGCUGCAGCCUGAUGGUCUGGGAUCAGCCUGCCAGCAGCUCCCCACCCUCACUGAGGUGCUCCAGUCUCCUAGGGGUGGGAGGGAUGGGCGGAGCGCAGGCCAGCCUCUGGCCUCUCCCCACCCCCCACCCAAGAGGCCUGGGGCCCACAGCCAGCUCUCCUGGCUCCUCUGCUCCUGAGCUGGGAAACUAAGGAUAGGCAGAGUCCUUCCUUGUCCCAAUGGAAGGUGAAGUCCACUCCAGUGGAGAAGGUACGAUUCUGUCUCCCCUCUGGGAGUAAGAACCCUUCUGUCCUGGCUGCCAGGAAGCCACUUCAGGGAAAAUGGUCAGCGCCUUAGUUUCCUGCCUUUGGCUGUGCCUCAUCUUAUUGGGGCACCUGCCAUACCUCAGGCCUUGAGGAGCCCCAGGUGCCAGAUGCAGGUGGACAUUCUAGGGCAAGGGGAGUUACCUGCAGGCCACCAGCACGCUAGGAGACGCCUCGAGACCUGCCUGUGAUCCUGCUCUGCAUCUGCCUCUCCCGGGCAUGAAGUGAAUAAAUGAAAUUGGACUC
Messenger RNA from Sus scrofa (pig), 4537 nucleotides. It is a transcript of the gene LZTR1, whose product is annotated as leucine zipper like post translational regulator 1. The record is from RefSeq and is a predicted model, not a curated record. NCBI's taxonomy places the organism in Eukaryota, Metazoa, Chordata, Mammalia, Artiodactyla, Suidae. Gene Ontology annotation, molecular function: protein binding. Gene Ontology annotation, cellular component: Golgi apparatus.